Homalodisca vitripennis (glassy-winged sharpshooter) is the source of this 1600-nucleotide messenger RNA. RefSeq names its product proton-coupled amino acid transporter-like protein pathetic. The transcript has 10 exons. Gene Ontology annotation, cellular component: vacuolar membrane. Gene Ontology annotation, biological process: amino acid transmembrane transport. The record is from RefSeq and is a predicted model, not a curated record. Bases 196 to 1572 code for a protein of 458 amino acids. NCBI's taxonomy places the organism in Eukaryota, Metazoa, Arthropoda, Insecta, Hemiptera, Cicadellidae. Gene Ontology annotation, molecular function: amino acid transmembrane transporter activity.
UUGUUCACGCAGUAGUCCGCAGCAGGUUGGGCCUUCGUAACUCAGUUUUGCGGUGGCAGUGAUUGCGCCAGGACGCAGCUACACAGCGGCCUCUACAUCAGUCACACUCGGCAGCAGUGGUCUAGGCUAACUCGACCUUUACCUACCUCUACCUCCAGCACCACACAUGACUAUAACAGAAAGGUAGCCAGAGAGAUGUCUAUGCCCAACGCUCCCCCGCCCUCGUACAACCUGCAUGAUCUCAAGACCUCUUCAGUAUUAGAGCUUACAUCAAAUGAAAUAACGCACCACAGUGAAAAAAUACGAGAGAAAAAUGCUCCCAGGGAAGGCAAACUUACAACAUCGGAUGUUGGCGCGCUGGUACACAUCAUCAAGAGCAGCAUGGGCUCUGGGUUCUUGGCGAUGCCCAGCGCCUUCCACAACAUCGGGCUGUUGAUGGGACUGGGCAGUACGGCGUUCGUGGCGCUCAUCUGCACCCACUGCACUCACAUUGUGGUAAAAUGUUCACAAGAGCUGUGUUACCAAAGGAACCUAGAGUUUAUGAGUUAUACCGACACCGUGGAGUGGGCCUUCAAACUUGGAGCGAGUCGGAGGUUCAGCAAGUGGAGUGAUUUCAUGAGAGCAGUUGCCAACUUCUUCAUGUUCAUCACAUACUAUGGUGUUAACACAGUCUACGUCAUACUCAUAGCUACUACAUUUAAACAGUUGGUGGAGGAUCAUUGGGAUCUCAAUUUGAAUAUCCGUGUGUACGUCCUCGCCCUGACAGUGGUUCUGCUGCCUGUCGGAAUCGUCCGGCAUAUGAAGUUCCUUGUGCCAUUCAGUGCCAUUGCCAACAUCUUCCUCUUAGUCGGCUGCACGCUAACUCUCUACCUCUGCUUCUUCGACCUGCCUCCUCUCUCCUCCAGGCCGAUGAUAGUCGAUGUGGCACGGUGGCCUCUCUUCUUCUCCACAGCUCUCUUUGGGAUGGAGGGCAUUGGAACUGUGAUGCCGAUAGAGAACGCGAUGCGGAAACCGGGCCACUUCCUGGGUUGUCCGGGAGUCCUCAAUAUCGGUAUGACUGUAGUCGCUUCCACUUUCCUGGUCGUGGGCGCCGUUGGAUACGUCAAAUAUGGAAACGACGUUCAAGGAAACAUUACUCUCAACCUUCCUCAGGACGCAUUGUCAGAGUCCGUCAAGAUUCUGGUGGCACUAGCGAUCCUGUUCACCUAUCCCCUGCAGUUGACUGCAUCCAUGGAGGUGGUGUGGCAGGGGAUCUGCGACAAAUUCUCAGAGGAAAACCAAGAUAAAGCCUAUUACUUCACGAGAGCUUUGAUGAUUCUCGGCACUGUUGUGAUAGCGAUCGUCUUGCCCAACUUGAGUCCAGUACUGUCUCUUGUGGGCGCUAUCGGGUUCUCCGGCCUCGGUUUGCUGUUGCCAACCGUGGCGGAGGUGGUGACAUAUUGGGACCACAUCAGCAAACCUUUCGGCCUCACCAUCAUCAAAGCUGCAAUCCUAGUCGUGCUCUGGGCCUUGGCCACGGUUUGUGGCACUUUCUCCAGCAUCCAAGAGAUUGUGGAAGAGUACAGCUUUUGACAAUAAUAUACGCUUUUUUACCAAAUAA